AUGCCAGACAACCGCGGCAGCAACCCCUCUCUCAGCCUCACGCCCCUCAACCGCGUCAUCUGCCCAGCACUCAAUCUCAUCCCGCCCAGAACCCCGCCGCGCCUCUUCGACUCGGCCGUGCAGCACUUUACCUCGAUCCCCUGGUGCGCCGACCUAUUGCUAAACGCUCCCUCCGCCGCCACCGCCGCCGCCGUCGCCUCCGCCGUCGCCUCCGCCGCCUCCUCCCACCGCCAACCCAACCCCUCGGCCGCCAUCGCCGCCAGCAAAGGCACAGAAAGCCCCGUCAUCCCCUUUAUCCCGCAGUGCUUCAACCCCGCCUCGGACCGCCACGACCAAUUCGUCGGCUCCACGCUCGCAAACGCCCCUCGCGCCCUGCGGCACAUGCUGUGCCUCUUCCGCCCCGACGAUGCCCACCACCUGCGCGACCCGUCCCGCCCCGUCGCCCGCGUCUCCGCCCUCUUCUCCUUUGGCGAUGGCCUGUCCGGCUACGAGGGCCUGCUGCACGGCGGCAUGGCCGCCACCAUGAUGGACGAGACGCUCGGCACCAUCAACGAGCUCAACAAGGCCCUCGCCAAGGCUGACGCCCUGUUCGACGCAUCCAGCGUCACCGCCUCGCUCAACAUUACCUUUCGCCGCCCUAUCCCCGUCCAGGGAGAGGUCUGUGUCACGGCCUGGGUCGAGAGCAUUCAGGGCCGAAAGACAAAUAUGAAGUGUGAGCUGACCGGGCCGGACGGCAAGGUUCUGGCAUCCGCCACGAGCACCUGGGUUGCUCUCAAAUCAAACAUGUAA
Hirsutella rhossiliensis is the source of this 789-nucleotide messenger RNA. RefSeq names its product thioesterase superfamily domain-containing protein. NCBI's taxonomy places the organism in Eukaryota, Fungi, Ascomycota, Sordariomycetes, Hypocreales, Ophiocordycipitaceae. The record is from RefSeq and is a predicted model, not a curated record. The transcript has a single exon. Bases 1 to 789 code for a protein of 262 amino acids.